Durusdinium trenchii is the source of this 1994-nucleotide messenger RNA. NCBI's taxonomy places the organism in Eukaryota, Dinophyceae, Suessiales, Symbiodiniaceae. The record is from the annotation of a GenBank genome assembly.
UGGUUGGAAGCCGUUGUCCACGGUCGAAAGGGCGCAUCCAUCGAUCUGAACAGGUGCCUCAGAACCUGUUUGACCAUCUGGCUGUAUACCGGAAAGAUCAUGUUUUUUAUUCACAUCUUUGCGUUUCGUCAUGCUCCUCACCUUAUAAAGCUGCCGGCUGUCGGGCGCUCACCGAGUUUGAAGGCCUCGACCCGACGUCACUGAUCGACCGUUUGGUGGACCGCCCCGAGAGCAAAGACUUGACGCGCCUUUCGCAGCCCAUUUUUGUGGAAAGACGCGCCUUUUCCUUUUCGGCCAAAUCGGUACCAUGAGCGGCUACAAGGAUGGAGACAAGCCGAGCUGUUGUGCCAGGGAUGGCUUUGCCACCCCGUUGGAGGCCAUGAAGAACGGAGAACCCGAAAAGGUGAUCUACAUUCCUGCGGUGCAGAUGGAGAAGGGCACCAAGCCAGAUUACUUGGCCACCGUGGAUGUGGAUCCCAAGAGCCCCACCUACUCUCAGGUGAUCCACCGUUUGCACAUGGCGGAGCCGGGCGACGAGCUGCACCACUUGGGCUGGAACGCCUGCUCCAGCUGCCGCGGUCAAACGGGACGCCCCACGCAUUCCUUCAUCGUGGCGCCCGGCGUCUUGUCGGGCAACAUCCACAUCAUCGACGUGAAGUCGGAUCCCAAGGCACCGAAGCUCCACAAGACCAUCCCAGGGCCGGAGAUUCUGAGCAAAGUGGGUGCGGCGUUGCCGCAUACCACGCACUGCGCUCCGGACGAGCUCAUCAUGUCCUUCAUGGGCAGUGGCACUGCGAAGGAUGGCUUCAAACCGGAAGGCGCUGGCUUUGUGUCCUUUGACCCCAGGACGUUUGAGAUCAAGCGACGUUGGGAGGCGGGGCCCAAGGCACCAACCUUUGGAUAUGACUUUUGGUAUCAGCUGCGGCACGAUGUCAUGAUCUCCUCUGAGUGGGGCGAUCCUGAUUGCUUCACCAAGGGCUUCAAUCCAGGCCAUGUCUCGGAAGGAAAGUAUGGCAACAAGCUCUACGUCUGGAACUUCAAGGAUCAUACUUUGAAGCAGGAGAUUGAUUUGGGUGCCGGCGCCAUUCCCUUGGAAGUCCGCUUCUUGCACAAUCCCGAGAAGCCCGUGGCCUUUACUGGAUGUGCCCUGAGCUCCGAGAUGAUCCAGAUCACACCGAAGAGUGAUGGUCAAUGGGCAGCCAAGUGUGUGAUCAAAGUGGACCCCAUUCCGGUCACAGGCUGGGCCUUGCCUCAUAUGCCAGGGCUCAUCACGGAUUUCUUGAUCUCCAUGGACGAUCGGUUUUUGUAUCUCUCCAAUUGGUUGCACGGCGACGUGCGUCAGUACGACCUCAGCGGUGAAGAGCCGAAGCUGGUGGGACAGUUCUUCGUGGGAGGUUCCAUGAAGCGUGGAGGCCCCGUGAAGCGCACCGAUGGAGAGGAACAACCUGAAGCCUUGGUGGUGAAGGGAGUGGAAAUCCAAGGUGGAGCACAGAUGGUCCAACUGAGUCUGGAUGGAAAGCGGCUUUACGUGUCCACGUCCCUCUUUUCUUCCUGGGACAAGCAGUUCUAUCCGGACAUGGCCACACGUGGUGCGCAGAUGAUUCAGUUGGAUGUCGACACCGAGAAGGGCGGGCUCACAUUGAACCCCGAUUUCUUGGUGGAUUUUGGACAAGAACCCGAUGGCCCAGUGCUGUGCCAUGAAAUGCGACUGCCGGGCGGCGACUGCACCAGUGACAUCUUCCUCUAAGGCUCCAGUGCCGAAGUACCACAGCUCCGGGCUGUGAAACUGAUGUUGGCCACAGAAUUCGUGAGGCAAAAGAUCCUGCGAAACCAACGCCAUCUGUGAACGCAACUAGUUGCAAAGAAGUGGUUUUUGUGACCUCGGGAGCUAUGCCAGCCUUGUGAUCUGGAGCUCUUUUCACAGCCUCUUUCAGCUCCAUUCACUCACAUUUAGAGGCUAGCUCCCUUCAGACCAUACAUCCACCAUUGCAGCC